GCUUUUGAAAACUUGCUUCUCGUGAGGACGAACUGUCUCCCGGUAUUGCUGACUGCUUCAAGGCAUCAGGUCGAACAUAUACCAACUCUUCAGCCGUCAUCUCAUCCCCUCAAUACUCGAAAACCUCCACAUUCCUUCACGCGUUCCUGACGACGACGACGCCGUUUUGCCCAUUCUCCCCCCAUCAAUUCUUAUUGGUCAUUUGAGAUUGGAACAGCCCUUGCAUCAUGUCGUGGAAGUUAGGCAAGAAGAUCAAAGAAUCUUCCAAUUUCCUCUCCUCGAAAUCCUCUUCCAUUGGUGUCCCAGACACUUCGAGAUCUACCACACCUACACCUAGUAACCCGAACCCCGAUGCACCGGCCAAUCCCCCUGUUGCGAGAAGCGGAAUGCUCAAGAUUCGUGUGACCGCCGGCAAAGGUCUUAACUUACCACAAGGAGUCAAUGUUCCCGCACCGGUACAAGCCGCUCUCAACGCCCAUCCCCAGCCUUCCAUAUCUUCCUCUCUAUCUUCCUCCCCCAGGGUCCUGACUCAUCCAUCAAAAGCCAAUCGUGAUUCCCUUCAACGCAAACAGCUCUGGUGGUUGCCUUAUGUGGUUCUCGAAUUCGACAAGAAUGAAGUGCUCGUUGAUGCUCUGGGAGGUGAUCUGAGCGCACCGGUAUGGAUGUACAGUGCGACAUUUGAUGUGUCACGUAUCAGUGAGAUAAGUAUCACGGCGUAUUUGAGGACUACCCAACCGAGUUCCACUGUCCAUGCGGAGGAUGGCGAGUCUACGGGAGGGAAGGAAGGUGAAGAUAUGGGAAAUUCGGAUUUGUGCUUGGGAGGGAUUCGCUUUACGCCUGACCUAGAGACAGGGCGCUUGACCGACGAAUGGGUUCCAUUGCAGAGUGGAUCCGGCUUGAUUCACAUACAAGUGUCGUUCAAACCGGCUCAUACUCCCCUUACGAUCGACUCAUUCGAGCUUCUGAAAGUCGUAGGAAAAGGAUCAUUCGGCAAAGUCAUGCAGGUCCGAAAACGAGACACACUACGAAUCUACGCUCUCAAGACUAUCCGCAAAGCUCAUAUUGUAUCUCGAUCCGAAGUAACCCAUACUUUGGCUGAGAGGACGGUUCUUGCCCAAGUCAACUGUCCUUUCAUCGUCCCCCUCAAGUUUUCUUUCCAAACCAAGGAGAAGCUUUACCUCGUAUUGGCCUUCAUCAAUGGUGGAGAGCUGUUUCAUCACCUGCAACGAGAGGGCAAGUUCAACGAGACGCGUUCUCGAUACUACGCUGCGGAGCUGCUCGUAGCUUUGGAACAUCUGCAUGGAUUCAAUGUAGUCUAUAGGGAUUUGAAACCUGAAAAUAUAUUGCUGGACUACACUGGACACAUCGCCCUGUGCGAUUUCGGACUGUGCAAGUUGAACAUGACGGAAAAUGACACUACGAACACUUUUUGUGGUACACCAGAAUACCUUGCGCCCGAGUUGCUGUCGGGUCAUGGAUAUACCAAAUGUGUUGAUUGGUGGACCCUCGGUGUAUUGCUUUAUGAGAUGAUGACCGGUCUACCUCCGUUCUACGACGAAAACACGAACGAAAUGUAUCGUAAAAUUCUAUCCGACCCUUUGCGUUUCCCCGAGGAAUUCGGAUCGGAAGCUAGGUCUCUUCUUACUCAGUUGCUCAACAGAGAUCCGGCGAAGCGAUUGGGCGUGAAUGGAGCUCAGGAGAUCAAGAACCAUCCUUUUUUUGCCAGACACAUUGAUUUCAAGAAAUUGUGGGCGAAAAAGAUCCAACCUCCUUUCAAACCUGCUGUGGCAUCUGCAAUCGACACUAGCAACUUUGACGAAGAGUUUACUUCUGAAGUUCCUCUCGAUAGUGUGGUGGAUGAUUCUCACCUGUCUCAAACGGUGCAACAGCAAUUUGCUGGGUUUUCUUGGAGCGUAUCACCACUUGGUGAAAGUGUAGGAAGGUAUCAGUAGAUUGUACAUGUAUGGUUUUUGAUGUUUAAGAUUGCACGAAAUGUAUAUGAUUGUGUGC
Messenger RNA from Tremella mesenterica DSM 1558, 2010 nucleotides. RefSeq lists its product as uncharacterized. Gene Ontology annotation, biological process: protein phosphorylation. NCBI's taxonomy places the organism in Eukaryota, Fungi, Basidiomycota, Tremellomycetes, Tremellales, Tremellaceae. The transcript has 11 exons. The record is from RefSeq and is a predicted model, not a curated record. The coding region runs from base 228 to 1952 and encodes 574 amino acids. Gene Ontology annotation, molecular function: protein serine/threonine kinase activity; ATP binding.